Molecule: messenger RNA, 468 nt
Organism: Ambispora leptoticha
Lineage: Eukaryota; Fungi; Glomeromycota; Glomeromycetes; Archaeosporales; Ambisporaceae
Source: the annotation of a GenBank genome assembly
AUGGCACCUCUUUCUUUUGCCGCCAUCACAAACUUUUCAAGGUUCACUCGUUUAUUGGGAAACAGGUUUCGUGUAGCAUCUAUUAAUAAUAAACCUUUGUCGCGAAAUGUCUCUACAGCACAAGUUACAGAACAAGCUACGGCGACCGCGAAGAGAGCUCAAAGCUCGAUAGAGAAAAUAAGUGCUCUCCAAAAGCCAAUAGUCGACAAUGCCCUGGUGGCCAAAGAAAUCUUCAAGGAAGUAUGGACAAAAGAGGGAUUAGCGCCCCCCAAUAUGACACAACUAGAUGAAGCACGAAAUUUCUUUGCGAAACAUUUCGAUGAACUUCGUACACUUAAAUCGAAGAAAUUUCAGUCGCAUAGUAGCCGUGAUUAUGCAGCAUUUGCGAUUCGUUCGGUUGAAGUUGCUGGAUUCUUUUUUAUCGGGGAAAUAAUUGGUCGCGGAAGUUUGGUUGGGUAUAAUGUGUAA